Messenger RNA from Bicyclus anynana (squinting bush brown), 1770 nucleotides. Its product is annotated as ras-related and estrogen-regulated growth inhibitor-like protein. Gene Ontology annotation, molecular function: GTPase activity; GTP binding. Lineage: Eukaryota; Metazoa; Arthropoda; Insecta; Lepidoptera; Nymphalidae. The record is from RefSeq and is a predicted model, not a curated record. The transcript is spliced from 6 exons. The coding region runs from base 253 to 888 and encodes 211 amino acids.
UCGCUCGAUCUGUAGAUGCAGAGCAGGCGCCGAUGCCGGCAGUUGCCAGUUGCGCGGCAAACGUAGCGGCAGGUAGUCGAGUCCAUUGACGACCUCCCGGACGCUUUUACGAACGCAUUUACGAUAAAUUUACGCGAUUUUAUGAUUUUAUUUGUGAAUACGGAAAGUGAACAAUAAACUGAUGUGAUAAACGCUUGUUACCAUGUCCGGUUGAGCAUUUCGUUUGUUGUGUUACGCUGAAAAACUGUCCCAAUGAAGAUGACUGUAAACCGUAUAAGGGUAGUUGUGCUUGGCAGCCCUCGAAGUGGAAAAUCGGCCGUGGUCGUGCGUUACCUCACCAAACGCUAUAUCGGCGAAUACAGCUCUACUGGGGAUUUCCUGUACACGCAUAGAGUGGCAUUCGAUGGAGCUGUCUCGGAAGUCGAAAUAUUAGACACCUCUAAUUGUGCGAUUCGUGGGUGCCUGGGCGAGCACGUGCGGUGGGGGGAUGCGUUCGCGGUGGUGUACUCGGUGUGCGAGCGGCGCUCGUUCCUGGCCGCGGCCGAGCUGCUGUCACUGCUGGCGCAGGCUCGCCUACCUGGCUGUGCCGCCGUCACUCUCCUGGGCAACAAGCGCGACCUCGAACACGCCAGGGAGGUCCACGCAGAGGAGGGCCAGGAGUUAUCGCUGCGGUUCGGGUGCCAGUUCUACGAAGUAUCUGCCGCUGAGUCGUGUGCGGGCGCCGCGCUCGCCUUCCACGCUCUACUACGGGAAGCGCGCGCUCUAGCACUACUACUGCCUGCGCCGAGACGAAAACUAGCCGCCUACUCCGUUUCUAAGGUAAUCGGAACGAUAUUCGGAAAAAAUAGUAAGAGUGUGCGAAAGAAACGACCAUCUCUCAGUAUUUAAGUAUUAUUUAUUUUGUACAUUUAUGUUCAUAGACUGUUUAGUAUAAGAGUUUUUUUUUUUAAUUAAGGCUAGUAACGCAUGUAUGCUAUUGUUGAGAUCCCUUGACUAUAGGCUAUUUAAAAGAGCGGAUAAUUAGAGAAUCGUCCUUACAGGCUUAUAUAAUUAAAAAAAAAAAAAAAAAUAUUUAUUGAUCAUACAGUAACAAAUUUCUAAUACAAUAAAAGAGUAGAUCCCUGGCUCCCAAACUAGCUGUAACUGUAUCUUGGGAGCCAGUGGAUUCCCAUUAGUGUUACUUUUUGAUAAUCUGUUACUUAAUUAAGAUAAUCUGUAGUAGGCAAAACAAGAAAGGUGUAUUCGUAAAACAAGAUCAAACACAAAUAAAUAAAUUUUUGUGUGGUUGUGUGUUGAAACUAAUAGUUGAAUUGAAACUAAUAUUAAGAUGUCAUUACGAUUUUAGCAUCCAUGUGUACUUAGCCUUAAGAUAUACAUUAUAUACAAACCUGUUUUACAGCUGAUUGAGGAAUAUUCGUUAGCAUACUAUUUAUGAAUUAAAAUAGUAUGCUGAUUUGAAUAUUUUAUAUUAUUUAACAUUCGUUUUUAUAAAUGUAGACUGAAUCGUUUUAAAUUCUUCAAAGAGGCUACCGUUAAACGUUACAAAGGAAAUCAUUUUAACUAGUUUUUACUUUUCAUCUGUAUGUAUCCGUGCGUUUAAAUGCGUUUAGAGGCCUUGAUUUUUGAAAAAAGGUAUGAUAAUUAGUGACCAUACUAAUGAUAUGUAACAAAAAGACAAACACGACUAGUGUAUAGUUUCGUAGACAUUAAAUAAGCUCAGUUUCAAUGUAUUGAAGUGCCAAGAUAUAAAUAAUAAUCUAUAUAUUUUUA